GCAGCUUCUUAUCGCCAGUUGCUUCAACAAUAGCAAUCGACGUUCAGUGCGAGGCUCUUUCUUAGCCAAUUCACCAGACGCUCUGUCCUGGAGAAUCUUGUCUUGAGCACUUCCCUCUCUUGACUCCACCAGAUUGUCAAGAUGUCCGGAGCUCAGAAUCGAGAAGCAGUCUUCCCGACUCGGCAGUCGUUGGGUUUGAUGAAAGCGAAGCUAAAGGGAGCUCAGACUGGUCACGAUCUGCUAAAGAGAAAGAGUGAAGCUCUUACGAAGCGUUUCCGAGAAAUCACGAGGCGAAUUGACGAAGCCAAACGCAAGAUGGGACGAGUUAUGCAGAUUGCAGCCUUCUCUUUAGCAGAAGUUACUUACGCAGUUGGAGGAGACAUUGGUUAUCAAGUCCAAGAAUCUGCCAAAUCUGCCAGAUUCCGUGUACGAACAAAGCAGGAGAACGUGUCUGGUGUAUUCUUGCCAGCAUUCGAGAGCUACACUACUGAGGGCAACAAUGACUUCGGUUUGACUGGUCUUGGAAAGGGUGGGCAACAGGUCCAGAGAUGUCGGGAAACGUAUGCAAGAGCUGUUGAAACUCUGGUUGAGCUUGCAAGUUUGCAGACUGCAUUUGUGAUCCUAGAUGAGGUUAUCAAAGUUGUGAACAGGAGAGUUAAUGCUAUUGAACAUGUGAUCAUUCCAAGAACGGAGAACACCAUCAAAUACAUCAACUCCGAACUUGAUGAGCUAGACAGAGAAGAGUUUUUCAGGUUGAAGAAGGUCCAAAACAAGAAGCAAAGAGACACAGCUGCUCAAGAUGCAGAAAUGAGAGCGAAGAGGGAUGCCAAGACUGCUGCCAACCAAGCAGAGGACAACAAGGAGAAUAAGGGAAGCCAAGACAUCUUAGGCGAGCAGGAGGAUGCCGAUGUUAUAUUCUGAACGAAGCACGCAUUAUUCUUUGUUUCCAAGUACCAAUUUCUUCACUUGCAUGUAGUAUUAGAGGGCACAUAUUCUAAGGAGCAUUGAUGAAUGACAAUUGGCUGCUUUUAGUUGUCCCACCCUAU
This is a messenger RNA of Mollisia scopiformis, 1046 nucleotides long. Its product is annotated as ATPase. Gene Ontology annotation, biological process: vacuolar acidification. Gene Ontology annotation, cellular component: vacuolar proton-transporting V-type ATPase complex; fungal-type vacuole membrane. Lineage: Eukaryota; Fungi; Ascomycota; Leotiomycetes; Helotiales; Mollisiaceae. The record is from RefSeq and is a predicted model, not a curated record. Gene Ontology annotation, molecular function: proton-transporting ATPase activity, rotational mechanism. The transcript has 9 exons. Bases 142 to 921 code for a protein of 259 amino acids.